GUGUCUCUUUCUCUACAAUGCAAGCUCAUCAGAAUGAUAAGGUGAGCAACUAUGUAAAUGAUGAUAUUGCAUUUUCCAUUCUAUCAAAACUCUCUUGGAAAUCUUUCAAGCGGUUUGAAUGCGUUCGCAAGUCAUGGUCUCUCUUAUCUGACGAUCCUACAUUCAUGAAUGUUUAUCGUCGCAAUUUCUUGCCCAAAUGUUCUUACGACGAUGACACAUCUCUAAUCCUACAUUUCGAUGGUCACGAGAAAUUGUAUUCUCUUUCCGGUGAGGGUUUUGAGACUACCGUCGAGUUAGAUUGGCAAGAUCAAAACCAAGACUGGAAAUUUCUUGAUUUUGGAUGUGUUAAUGGCAUACUUUGUUUUGAACAACCUAUUUGGCACAACAUUUUGUUUUGGAACCCAGCUACUCUUGAAUUCAAGUUCAUUCCUCCGAGCCCUUCGGAGUCAUUGUCAUCACUUUUGGCCCUUAAUUUUGAUGCUGAAGUUACUUUUACUAUUGAUCGUGAUCUUCAUGGAUUUGGUUAUGAUUGUGUUGGAGAUGACUAUAAGUUGAUUCGUAAAACAUCUAUUUUUCUUCAUUUUCAUACUGCUGAUCUGAUAUCUGAAAGAGAUAUGCCAUUACAUCUAGAUAAAUUGUUAGAACCUUUUUGGGAGAUUUAUAGCUUAAAAAGUAAUUCUUGGAAGAAACUUGAUCUUGAUAUGCCUAUUGCGGAUGGUUUUGGGGGGAAUCUUCAAGUAUACAUGGACGGAGCAUGUCAUUGGUUGAAUUUAAGUGUUAGGGCAUCUUUAAUAUCAUUUGACUUGAGAAAUGAGGUGUUCAUUAACACACCGAUUCCCUCAUAUGCCGGAGAGACGUUGAUUGAACUGUCGGUGUUAAAUGAGUCUAUUGCCUUAUUCACUUAUCAUCACAAUAUUGGUGCUUUUAAUAUAUCAGUUUUAGGUGACUUGGGUGUUAAGGAAUCGUGGCUUAAACUUUUCACUGUUGGGCCGUUCCCUUGCUUUGAGACGCGCCCUUCCUUUGACAUUUUCGGUGUGGGAAAGAAGGGCGAGCUAUUCAUCGAAAACAGAGACUCAUCAGAAUUAGUUUGGUAUGAUUUGAAUACCAACAGGAUUAACCGGCUUUGUUUUAGCGCAGAACAAUUUAAUCAUAGAGGUCGAAUAGUAGUUUAUAACAAAAAUAUGCUUUCAUUAGGAGCAAUAAGCAAUUAGUUGUGUUUUGUAUAAUAGCUAUUCGAAUUUAUGGUACUUACAAAAUGACUUGAAGGUUGUUGCAGA
Molecule: messenger RNA, 1277 nt
Organism: Vicia villosa (hairy vetch)
Lineage: Eukaryota; Viridiplantae; Streptophyta; Magnoliopsida; Fabales; Fabaceae
Product: F-box protein CPR1-like
Exons: 1
Coding region: 18-1211 (397 amino acids)
Molecular function (GO): protein binding
Source: RefSeq, a predicted model, not a curated record